Trichoderma gamsii is the source of this 1266-nucleotide messenger RNA. Its product is annotated as 26S protease regulatory subunit 6B. Gene Ontology annotation, cellular component: proteasome regulatory particle, base subcomplex. The record is from RefSeq and is a predicted model, not a curated record. The coding region runs from base 1 to 1266 and encodes 421 amino acids. The transcript is spliced from 4 exons. Gene Ontology annotation, biological process: proteasome-mediated ubiquitin-dependent protein catabolic process. NCBI's taxonomy places the organism in Eukaryota, Fungi, Ascomycota, Sordariomycetes, Hypocreales, Hypocreaceae. Gene Ontology annotation, molecular function: ATP hydrolysis activity; ATP binding; proteasome-activating activity.
AUGGGAGACGUCGCUGUGGAAAGCCAGGCCACCACGGUGCCACCUCACAAGAAGGCCGCCCCUUCAGCGAUUCCCAACAUUGACGACUUCGAGGGCUUACCGACCGACGGCGAGGAUGACUACGCGACCUUGAAGAAGCUUCAAAGACAGUUGGAAUACAUCCAGCUGCAAGAGGAAUACAUCAAAGAUGAACAAAGGAGUCUGAAGCGAGAGCUAGUGCGAGCUCAAGAAGAGAUCAAGCGGAUUCAGAGUGUGCCCCUCGUCAUUGGCCAGUUUAUGGAGGCUAUCGACCAAAAUACCGGCAUUGUCCAGUCAAGCACAGGCUCCAACUACGUCGUCCGCAUUCUAUCCACUCUCGACCGCGAAUUGCUCAAGCCCUCCUCCUCAGUUGCGCUGCACAGACACUCCAAUGCUCUCGUCGACAUCCUGCCCCCGGAAGCCGACUCCUCUAUUGCCAUGCUUGGCGCCGAUGAGAAGCCCGAUGUGACAUAUGCCGAUGUUGGUGGGUUGGACAUGCAGAAGCAGGAGAUCCGAGAGGCCGUCGAGCUGCCUCUGACGCACUUUGACCUUUACAAGCAAAUCGGUAUCGAUCCUCCUCGUGGUGUUCUGCUAUACGGCCCACCUGGUACCGGAAAGACCAUGCUUGUCAAGGCUGUCGCCAACUCCACCACUGCCAGCUUCAUCCGUGUUGUCGGCUCUGAAUUUGUUCAGAAGUACCUGGGAGAGGGUCCCCGAAUGGUUCGUGACGUCUUCCGCAUGGCACGCGAGAACUCACCGGCCAUCAUCUUCAUCGACGAAAUCGAUGCCAUUGCCACAAAGCGAUUCGACGCCCAGACCGGUGCCGAUCGUGAAGUCCAGCGUAUCCUGCUCGAGCUGCUCAACCAGAUGGACGGUUUCGACCAGACCUCCAACGUCAAGGUCAUCAUGGCCACAAACCGUGCCGACACCUUGGAUCCUGCUCUGCUGCGUCCCGGCCGUCUCGACCGAAAGAUUGAAUUCCCCUCUCUGCGAGAUCGUCGCGAGCGCCGCCUCAUCUUCUCCACCAUUGCUGGCAAGAUGAGCCUGGCCCCCGAGGUAGAUUUGGACAGCUUGAUUGUACGAAACGACCCGCUCUCCGGUGCCGUCAUUGCCGCCAUCAUGCAGGAGGCCGGUCUCCGGGCCGUCCGCAAGAACCGAUACAACAUUAUCCAGACCGAUCUCGAAGAUGCCUAUUCGAGCCAGGUCAAGGGAACGAGCGACGAUAACAAAUUCGACUUUUACAAAUAA